Tigriopus californicus is the source of this 1617-nucleotide messenger RNA. RefSeq lists its product as uncharacterized. The record is from RefSeq and is a predicted model, not a curated record. Lineage: Eukaryota; Metazoa; Arthropoda; Copepoda; Harpacticoida; Harpacticidae.
UUGAGUUGUUUUCACGUCCUCCUAGUCAUGUGGUGGAAUUCAAUUGUCUUCAUUCUUGUGGCUCUUCGUUCCUCCAAUUCGAUUGAAGGUUCUGAACUUAACAUGGCUCUCCUGGACGAGAUGGAGAGGAACCCGUUGUCAAAGAAUCCGUUUUUCGCCACCAUCAUGGGUGGUCAAUUCACGGAUAAUGGCCAAGAAGGUAUUGAACCAGCUUCGAGUGGAUAUUUUUGCAAGAUGCUUGGCAAUUUGGAGUGUUCUGACUUCUCGAUGCAAUGUGAAGGUCGUGGAGUCAUUGACUGCACUGGCCAAUGUCCUGGAGAUUUAUCUGUUCUGGAGGAUAUGUUCCAAAAACUGGAGAGUGCUGAAUUCAUGGCAGAUUAUCCUCUAAUGGCAGAAAUGAUGAACAAGUCGCGGCAAAAUCAGGACAAAGAUUCUGGCAGUGCUCUCAAGGAUGUCCUUGUUAGUUGCGGUUUCACCAAAUAUCUGGCUUUACUCGCUUUAAAAGAUGGACCUGCGUUUGGGGAGGCUACUAACAGUUCAGUAGCCGCUGUCGAUGAAGAGGCUGUUUCCGGGUUUGGGGACUACAGUUAUGAAGAUUAUGAAGAUGAGCCAGAGAAAUCGGAUUACGAGAGUCUUCAUACCAACGAGGAUCCUGAAGUUGAACCUGAGGCUGAAGCUGAGGGCGAAGCCAAAGCCGAAACCGAAGCCGAAACCGAAACCGAUUUUGGAGAUACCCUAAAUUUGGAAGAUGAAGAAACCAUCCAAUCCAGUCGACAAUUGCAGGAUCAAUUAUUUGUGGAGGAGGACGGAUCGCUUCCAAUGUCAUCCAGAACUGUGACAGGGAACGAGAUAUCGAAUCGUAACUCGCCCAAAAGACGCUCAGACGUGUUGGAAGUGGAUGAAGCGGGUGGAAAAACACGAUCCCGGCUUGGUCGGAUGACUCCGCAAACCAGAUUAUCUCGACAUCGAAAAAAAGAUACCGAUGAGGAUUUUAGCGGAACAUUGAAAGAAAUGGAAACUUUGGAGAAAGAGCUUCACGAAUUUCGUGGUCUCUUGAAGAUAGCAUUAGACGAUAUGGUGUCCCCAAACAGAGGACGGGUCAAAAGACAUUUAAAAUAUGAAAACACUCUCCAAGAGAUGAGACAAAUCUUGACUGGAAUUGAUUCUCAAGUCCGUCGUUACACCCGAUCACUCAUGGAGAACGAUACUGAAAGAGCCGAACCUGAAGGCGGAGCCAACCAAUGCAUUGUGAGGAACCUCACGUGCGUCCGUUUCCCGACCAUCCAAGAAUGCUCAGGCAUUGGUGUGGGUGGAUGCGUCACUCGAUCCCAAGCCUUGGCCAUCUUAUUUGCUCCCAGGGUGAUAAUCGUGAUCGUGGCAGUCAUCUUGGUCCUCAUUGUCGCCAUUGGUGGAGUUGCCUACUAUCUGUACAAAAGAAAGCGAAUGAAUUUGGUGGAACCUAUCGAAAUCAAUGGCAACACUCGACCAGAAGGAAUGAAUCACCAUUCUACGGACGUGAAGCACAAACUAGUGAAACAAGUUCCAUUCAAUCACGGCAAUGCCGGCGACGUCAACCAUGAGCCAGAUCAAGAGCGCAAUAUUCAAACCCAUGCUUGA